Messenger RNA from Anthonomus grandis grandis, 2489 nucleotides. RefSeq names its product probable cleavage and polyadenylation specificity factor subunit 2 (gene CPSF2). The transcript has 13 exons. Gene Ontology annotation, molecular function: RNA binding. The coding region runs from base 170 to 2380 and encodes 736 amino acids. Gene Ontology annotation, biological process: mRNA 3'-end processing by stem-loop binding and cleavage. Lineage: Eukaryota; Metazoa; Arthropoda; Insecta; Coleoptera; Curculionidae. Gene Ontology annotation, cellular component: mRNA cleavage and polyadenylation specificity factor complex. The record is from RefSeq and is a predicted model, not a curated record.
AGUUUGAGUUGGUGUUUACAUAUACAUUUUUCAUGUGUUGAAUAUCGUUAAAAGUAUUACAAAUAAACCGAAAAAGCCGAAAAUAGAUGUUUUUUUAUACCAAAGAAUACUAAAAAUAAAAAAUUAAGGCAGAUUUUAUCCUCCUAAAUAAACCCCUUCUCCCGGCAAAAUGACCUCAAUUAUAAAGUUGCAGGUCCUUUCUGGGGCUAUGGACGAAUCGCCCCCUGCUUAUCUGCUUCAAAUUGAUGAUGUUAAAAUUUUACUGGACUGCGGUUGGGAUGAAAAGUUUAAUAUGGAAUUUAUUAAAGAAGUUAGAAGACAUAUACACCAGAUAGAUGCAGUGUUAAUAUCUUAUCCAGAUAUUUACCACCUCGGGGCUCUUCCGUAUCUAGUAGGUAAGCUAGGUCUGAACUGCCCAAUCUACUCUACCAUUCCAGUAUAUAAAAUGGGCCAAAUGUUCAUGUAUGAUCUCUACCAGUCCCAAUAUAAUAUGAAAUCAUUCAUGUUAUUUGAUUUGGAUGAUGUAGAUGCUACUUUCGAUAAAAUUAUACAACUUAAAUACAAUCAGAGUGUACCUUUAAAAGGGAAAGGAUAUGGUUUGACAGUGACUCCUCUCCCAGCUGGUCAUAUGAUUGGUGGUACAAUAUGGAAAAUCAUGAAAGCAGGGGAAGAAGAUAUCAUUUAUGCAAACUCAUUUAAUCACAAAAAAGAAAGGCAUUUAAAUGGUUGUGAAUUAGAAAGACUGCAGAGGCCUUCUUUGUUUAUCACUGAUGCUUUUAAUGCCAGUUAUCAACAGGCCCGAAGAAGAGCAAGAGAUGAGAAAUUAAUGACUAAUAUUCUACAAACACUAAGGAAUAAUGGAAAUGUACUUAUAGCAGUAGAUACAGCUGGUAGGGUAUUGGAAUUAGCUCAUAUGUUAGAUCAGUUAUGGAGGAACAAAGAGUCUGGAUUGCUAACUUAUUCCUUAGCACUAAUAAGCAAUGUUGCUUAUAAUGUUGUGGAGUUUGCUAAAUCUCAAAUUGAAUGGAUGAGCGAUAAACUAAUGCGCAGCUUCGAAGGGGCCAGAAACAACCCUUUCCAAUUCAAACAUUUAAAUUUAUGCCACAGUUUAGCAGAACUGAAUAAAGUACCUUCUCCUAAGGUAGUGCUGGCGAGUAGUGCCGACUUAGAAAUGGGAUUUUCGAGGGAAUUGUUUCUUCAAUGGUGCUCCAAUAGUAAUAAUAGCGUUAUUAUUACCACGCGUACUUCCCCUGGUACUUUGGCAAGGGAUUUGAUCGAUAAUAAUGAAAGAGGUCGUAAUAUCGAUGUUAUCGUCGAAAGGAGGGUGAAGCUCGAGGGUCAGGAGCUGGAGGAAUUUGAAAAGAGGCAGAAAAUGAGGAAGUUUGAGCCUGUGGCUAAAGAAGAAGGUGAUUCGGAUUCCGAUAGUGACAUAGAAAUGUCGGUGAUAUCUAAAGGCAAGCAUGAUAUUGUAAUAAAACAGGAAGGCAAAGUGGGAGGUGGCUUUUUUAAAGUUACCAAGAAACACUACCCUAUGUAUCCUUUUAAAGAAGAGAAAAUUAAGUGCGACGAAUACGGAGAAAUAGUUAAACUAGAAGACUAUAAACUGGCAGAGGUAAAUCCAGAGAUAGAAGACAAUAAGGAAAAUCUGGAUAUUAAAAGGGAAGAAGACGACGAUGACGUCAUUGAAAUCCCGCAAGUUCCCUCCAAGUGCGUAGCAUUAGAAAGAACUAUUCAGGUAAAUUGCCAGGUGCAGUACAUAGAUUUCGAAGGCAGGUCGGAUGGAGAAUCACUUAUUAAAAUAUUGUCUCAAUUGCGGCCUAGAAGGGUUGUUGUGGUACAUGGAACCCCAGAAAACACAGAAAUCAUAGCAAAACACUGCAGAGACAUUAACGCCAGAGUAUUUACUCCAAGCAGGGGAGAAAUUGUUGAUGCCACCAGCGAAACACACAUUUAUCAAGUCCGACUCACUGAUGCGCUGGUAUCUCAGCUCGACUUCCAAAAAGCCAAAGAUGCGGAAGUCGCAUUCGUUAAUGCUCAAAUUUCUGUGAGGGAGGCACAGGCGGACGCUAAAAGGUUGGAUUUGGAUAACGAACUCAUGGAAGUGGAGGACGAAGACGUAAAGGAAUUAACGCUAGAGCCUCAUUCAGACGAACAUCUCCAUGACCCAGUGUUCGUCAAUGAGUUGAAGCUCUCAGAUUUUAAACAGAUUCUGUCAAAAUCCAAUGUUAAUUCAGAAUUCUCUGGCGGUGUACUUUGGUGUUGUAAUGGUACUAUAGCUGUGAGAAAGCUGGAUACUGGCAAAAUUGUUUUAGAAGGCUGCAUAUCUGAGGAUUACUACAGGGUUAAAGAUUUGUUGUAUGACCAGUUUGCUAUAUUGUAGUUUUUGUUGGUGUCUAGGUUAAGACUCAUACUUGUGUAUUAUAACCUGUAAUUAUUUUUAUUAAAUCGUAAAUUAUAAUAACUAAAUCGUAAUAAACUUUUAUAUUGUC